Messenger RNA from Ziziphus jujuba (common jujube), 2981 nucleotides. RefSeq names its product AP2-like ethylene-responsive transcription factor ANT. The transcript is spliced from 9 exons. NCBI's taxonomy places the organism in Eukaryota, Viridiplantae, Streptophyta, Magnoliopsida, Rosales, Rhamnaceae. Gene Ontology annotation, molecular function: DNA binding; DNA-binding transcription factor activity. The record is from RefSeq and is a predicted model, not a curated record. Gene Ontology annotation, biological process: regulation of DNA-templated transcription. Bases 559 to 2544 code for a protein of 661 amino acids.
GGAGGGUCUAAAAAGAAAAAAAGGAAAAAGAAAGGGCAAGGAAGAGGAGGGAGCGUAGUAGGGUAAAGCAAAAGAAGAGGUCUUUCUCAUACACAGAUCCCUAUGGAAAGCGGGAACGUUGCCCAGCAUUGCUUGCUGGAACUCAUUCUUUUUGUUUAGUUUAAAGGAACUCGCUUUGUUCUCUUUAGAAAUCUUUUCAGAGAGAGAGUGAGAGAGAAAGAGAAAGAAAUAGAGCAUAGAUUCAGUUGCAGAAGUUUGGAUUUGUUUAGAGGAGUGGAUAGAUUUGGUCCAAUCAAAUUCUGCAGCUAACAAACAAAAAAAGAUAACCAGUUUCAAAGUAGAGGGGAAAAAAAAAAAGCCUCAAAAUUUCUUUUUUUAAAAAUAUAUUUUUUUGAUAUGAUUAGUUUAUUUGUUUCCCAAUGAUUGAGUUGCUUUGCCUUAAGUGAAACUUGCCAAGAAUCUGUUGUGAUGCUGCUGAGUGGGAAAGAAGAGCAACAUUAUCUGUUGUGAUGCCGCUGAGUGGGAAAGAAGAGCAACAUUGAGAGGAAAAAAAAAAAAAUGAAGUCCAUGAAUAAUGAUGAUGGUAACAAUAACAACUGGUUGGGUUUCUCUCUCUCUCCUAAUAUGAAGAUGGAGGUCUCUUCUGACCCUCAUCACCACCACCAACACCAAACACACUCCUCUUCUUCUUCUUCUACUUCUUCAGCUGCUGUUUCCCAUUGUGUUCCAACUGAUUUCUUCCAUUCUUCUCCUUAUGGGAUAUACUAUGGUGGAGUUGAAGGAGAAAAUGGGGGUUUUUAUUCUCCUCUAUCUGUUAUGCCUCUUAAGUCUGAUGGGUCUCUCUGUAUAAUGGAAGCUCUAAGCAGGUCUCAGCCUCAAGCAAUGGUAACAACUUCUACUCCAAAACUAGAGGACUUCUUUGGGGGAGCAACUAUGGGGACCCAUCACUAUGAAAGCAAUGACAGAGAAGCUAUGGCUCUAAGCUUAGACAGCAUUUUUUAUCACCAAAACCCAGAAAAUGAGCCAAACGAUCAUAAUUUGCUGAACCAACUCCAGCAAAACCACCCACGGCACCAGCAAGAUCAACCUCACGGGCAGAUAGAGAACCAGCACUACUCUUAUUACUCUGCUCUUAGAAGCCAGGAUUUGAUGUUGGACAAUUCUAAAGAAACCCAUAUUGCAGAUUGUAACCUUCAGCUUCCGCCAAUGACGGAUGAUGGUGUUUCUGACAUGAAGAGCUGGGUUUCAAGAAACUAUUCAGCUAACCAAGUUGGUUGCAUGGGUGAUAAUGGUGGUGAAUCUGGGUCUGUUGGUGGAAUGGCUUAUGGAGAUUUGCAAUCCUUGAGCUUAUCCAUGAGCCCUGGUUCCCAAUCGAGCUGUGUGACCGGUUCACAGCAAAUCUCAUCCACUGUGACUGAUUGUGUAGCUAUGGAUACGAAGAAAAGAGGCCCUGAAAAGGUGGAUCACAAGCAAAUCGUUCAUCGGAAGUCCUUGGAUACAUUUGGGCAGAGAACUUCUCAAUAUCGAGGUGUAACAAGGCAUAGAUGGACUGGUAGAUAUGAAGCUCAUCUGUGGGACAAUAGUUGUAAGAAAGAAGGUCAGAGUAGGAAAGGAAGGCAAGUUUAUCUGGGAGGUUAUGAUAUGGAAGAAAAAGCUGCAAGAGCUUAUGAUCUCGCAGCGCUCAAGUAUUGGGGACCCUCUACUCAUAUUAAUUUCCCAUUGGAAAACUAUCAAAAAGAACUUGAAGAAAUGAAGAACAUGACCAGACAGGAAUAUGUUGCUCACUUAAGAAGGAAAAGCAGUGGAUUCUCUAGGGGUGCAUCAAUAUACAGAGGAGUAACAAGACAUCAUCAGCAUGGAAGAUGGCAAGCUCGGAUUGGCAGAGUUGCCGGGAACAAAGAUCUAUAUCUUGGGACAUUCGGCACUCAAGAGGAAGCAGCCGAGGCUUACGAUAUAGCAGCCAUAAAGUUUCGAGGUUUAAAUGCUGUAACCAACUUUGAUAUAACGAGGUACGAUGUGGAUCGAAUCAUGACGAGCAACACCCUUCCUGCUGGAGAACUCGCCAAGCGGAACAAGGAGACUACAUCUGGUAGUGAAGCUUCGGAUCACAAUGCUGGUACUAAUAGCAGCAUUAAUGAGGAAACAAAGAACAACAAUGAAGGUGGAUCGGAUUGGAAGAUGGCACUGUACCAGUCGACUCAGCAUCUCGAUGAGAAACCAUUAUGCAUGGAGACUUACAAAUCCCAAGCUUACUCAGUUGCCCCUGACAACUUGAUUCAUCAUCAAGAGAUAGAAGACUCUGCGAAAAUGGGAGCUCACUUAUCGAAUGCUUCAUCAUUGGUGACGAGUUUAAGCAGCUCGAGGGAAGGCAGUCCAGAUAAAAGCAGUCUUCCAACGCUUUUCGGAAUGCCUCCAUCUGUAUCCAAGUUCUUUUCAUCGUCAAGUCCAACCAAUGCUGUGAAUUCUUGGAUUCCAUCAGCUCAGCCAAGGCCUACAAUCUCUUUGCCUCACAUGCCAAUUUUUGCAGCCUGGACGGAUACAUAAACUUGGUUAUCAAAAAAACUUAUUCUGUCAAAAGGUUUUUGAAUGAACAAAACUUAAGAAAGAAAAGAGAUAGAUAGUUGAAGUAGAUUUUCUGUAGUGGAGACAAAAAGAAGGGGGUGGUUAAUGGCAUGCUUAUUUGGGACCUGUUCAUGUACAAGAAGAAAAAAGAAUUUUCACUCAUCUUUUUAGCCAAUCUUGUUCCAAAAAAAGAAAAAAAAAAAUCUUAAAAAGAAAUGGAGGGAAAGCAAAUUAAAGGAGAUGAAUUGAAGACUGAAGGGUUUUUUUAAUGAAAUGAUUUUAUAAAGUAAUAUUAUGGGAAUGAGGGGUAUUCAUAAUUAGAUUCAGCUUUUUUAAUGGGUCCUGUUUAAGUACGAGAACCAGCUCAGUUUGUAUCCCAAUGAUGAAGAAGAAUAUGAAUGAUCUUUUCGUUUUGAGCC